This is a messenger RNA of Rosa chinensis, 498 nucleotides long. Its product is annotated as auxin-induced protein 6B. Gene Ontology annotation, biological process: response to auxin. Bases 1 to 498 code for a protein of 165 amino acids. The transcript has a single exon. The record is from RefSeq and is a predicted model, not a curated record. NCBI's taxonomy places the organism in Eukaryota, Viridiplantae, Streptophyta, Magnoliopsida, Rosales, Rosaceae.
AUGGCGAUGAAGAAGGUGGAGAAGAUCAGGCAGAUAGUGCGGCUGAAGCAAAUCAUGAUGCGGUGGAAGCUGGCCAGCCUCCGCCUCCGCCUCCGCCCCGCUCUCUCUUACGACGACGAUUCCGACUCCUCCUCCGGCUCUUCCACCCGCCGCACUCCCUCGGGGUUCUUAGCGGUCUACGUCGGACCGGAGCGCAGGAGGUUUGUGAUUCCGGCCAGGUUCGUCAACCUUCCGGUUUUCGUCGGCUUGCUGGAGAAGGCCGCCGAGGAGUUCGGCUUCGAAACCACCGGCGGCCUCUUCCUGCCUUGCGAAGUUGCGUUUUUCAAGGAUAUCCUCAAGUUUCUGGAGAAAGACGAGAGGAAGUUCGGGAAAUUGGCGCUGGAUGAGUUCUUGAAGAUGGUGACUGACGCGGUGGGAUUCGAUUCUUGCAAGGCGGCGGCGGCUUCGUCUGGCGCCGGCUCUUCGUUCACUCCUCUAUUGCAGGAUGCUAGGGUUUGA